Messenger RNA from Pleurotus ostreatus (oyster mushroom), 873 nucleotides. RefSeq lists its product as uncharacterized. The transcript is spliced from 4 exons. The record is from RefSeq and is a predicted model, not a curated record. Bases 1 to 873 code for a protein of 290 amino acids. Gene Ontology annotation, cellular component: nucleolus. Gene Ontology annotation, molecular function: rRNA (adenine) methyltransferase activity. NCBI's taxonomy places the organism in Eukaryota, Fungi, Basidiomycota, Agaricomycetes, Agaricales, Pleurotaceae.
AUGUACAUCAAUGUCUUCUCCCUAAUUUUCGACGAGUUCCUCGAUAUGCCCAAAGCGAAGAAACGCAAGGCUCCGAUUACGAACAAUGUCAUUGUUGAUCCUUCUUCCAGCAAGCCCCAAGCCAGCAGAACUUUGAUCCGACGAUUUCACGUUCUCUUGAAGAAGAAAGCUCAACUUGAACACCAACUCAGUAAUGGCGACGAGGUUAAGCUGGCUCUUACGGAAGUGGAAAAUGAGAUAGAGGAGCUUGGCGGAUUGGAGGCGUACCAACGCAUGUCGAGCAUCGGCCAGGGGAACGACCGUGGAGGGGGAAGCGAGAAGUAUCUAAUAUCGUGGUUGAAAGAGAUGAAGGUCCAUGAGACUUGUCAGAGACAUAGAUUACUUGAGGUUGGUGCACUCAAGCCCGACAAUUAUCGUUCUUGUACUUCGUGGAUCGAUGCCACUCCUAUGGAUCUGAAGUCAAGACAUCCUGACAUCAUUGAGCAGGACUUCCUGGCAUUGGAUCAAUGUAGUCACCGAGGGAAAUGGGGCACCAUCAGCUUGAGCUUGGUCUUGAACUUCGUGCCCGAAGCCAGUGAUCGUGGGCGAAUGCUUCGUUACGCGCACAACAUGCUGAACGAAGGGGGAUAUCUAUUUCUAGCUCUGCCACUUCCUUGCGUUGAGAAUUCGCGGUAUCUCACAUUCGAGCAUCUCCGACUCCUCAUGAGCUCAAUAGGCUUCAAUGAACUCAAGUCGCGGUGGAAACACGGUGGCAAAAUGGUGUACUAUUUGUACGAGAAGACCUCGCCCGUUCGAACAGAGACUGACUUCUCAAAGAAGCAAAUACUGCGAUCGGGGAAUAGGAAUAAUUUUGUUAUCUUAAUACGAGAUUAG